UUUAAGCCACGGGUCCGGGAUCGCGCGAGGAUUGUCUCUACCAUCUCAGCUUCUCGUCAGGCUGCGCACCUCGCGCGUCUUAGCAUACAUCACCAUAGCGAAGCACUGAUCCUCCACGAGCACUGUGAUGAAACGGAAAAGAACGUGUGCCUGUCACCACAGAAAUGAGUGAGCGGUCUUCCAGUCACUCAGUGAAGCUUGUGUCCUUGGCCCAAUCACUGUCCCAGCUUGGGUUUGAGGCCGCCAAUGGAAGCCCCGUCAGCCCCCCCGACGAUGACGAGCCCCCUCCUCCGGAGUCCGGCAUCGAGCUAGGCCCUGGAUUAUUUUUCUCCGAUGGCAAGAGAAAAGUUGACUAUGUCCUUUGCUACAAAUACAAAAAAAAGCCAUCCAAAGCACGCCUUUCAAUUAUCUCCAAUGGGACUGUGCCCGUUUCGAUUACGGGCCGCUGUGAGGUGGAGGCAGAGUCCGGGGAUGGAGGUGCUCCUGCAGGAGAGGUGGAGGAGUCAAAGCUGACUGAGGAGGAAAAGGCUUUAAUGAGGCAGGAGUUUGAAGCGGGUCUAAUGGAAGCAGGACUACAGCUACAGCGUGAUAAAGAGAGGGCUAAAGGCAUAGGGUUUAUCCGGCUUCACAUCCCAUGGCCAAUACUCAGUCGAGAAGCGGAGCUCCAGAAGAUCAAAGUGGCUGUGAAGAAGAAGUGUGAAUUGCGGAAACGGAUGGGAAUUGCUGGGAUGUGGGAUUCCAUUAUGAACAAAAUCAGCACACCGUUUCUUCCGGAUGUUCCUGACAGUGAGGUUCAAAGAGACUCACAGACACGUGUCCACUUCAAAACCCUCAAACAUCCUUUUAUCAGAGACAAGCUCCACCUGUAUGACAUCAAGUCAACAGAAACCUUAUUUGACAACGCAACACGCAGCAGAAUAGUGGCUGAGAUUAUUUCCCGCACCGUCUGCAGUCGAACUUGGCAAACCACUGGCAUCAACUCAUUAUUGGCUCAGGGUGUCUACGACUCUGCCUUCCCUCUGCAUGAUGGGUCGUUCACAAGGAGAGGGCGGAGAGAUCAGCGAAAUGACAGACAGCUCCUCCAUGAAGAAUGGGCCAACUAUGGAGUCAUGUAUAAAUAUCAGCCGGUCGACUUGAUCAGGAAGUACUUUGGAGAGCAGAUUGGGUUGUAUUUUGCCUGGCUCGGUGUCUAUACUCAGCUCCUCAUCCCCCCCUCUGUGCUGGGCAUCAUUGUCUUCCUGUACGGUUUAUUCACUGUGGAUACCAAUGUGCCAAGCCAGGAGACAUGUGAUGACCGCCAUAACAUCACCAUGUGUCCACUGUGUGACGGAGUGUGUGACUACUGGCUCCUGAGCUCCGUCUGCUCACUGACCAGAGCGACGUACCUGUUUGACAAUGGAGUAACUGUCCUCUUUGCCAUCUUCAUGUCUCUGUGGGCUGCCUGUUUCCUCGAGCACUGGAAGAGGCGCCAAAUGUGUCUGAAACAUAUGUGGGACCUUACAAGCCUUGAGGAUGAGGAGGAGCGAGUCCAGGAGGAGCUGAGGCCUGAAUAUGAAGAAGCUCUGCUGGAGAAAAAAGCAAAGGUGAAAGAACUGUCAAAGAAAAAGAUGGCUCAAAUUGGGGAUGGUAUAGAUGGAGAAAAAGACCAAAUGCUGACCUCACAGCUUGAACCAGAGUCCCUGGAGAUUGAGGAUCACCUUUCAGGCUAUCUCAUCAAUGUGUCCACUUUACUACUGCUGAUCUUCGUCACCUUCUCAGCAGUUUUUGGGGUGGUGGUUUAUCGUAUCUGCAUGUUGAGUGUGUGGUCCAUGAACCCUGACCCUGAAGCCAAGGCCAGCGUGAGGAUGACCGUCACCACCACAGGCAUCAUCCUCAACAUGCUCGUUGUUCUGGUGCUGGAAGAGGUCUACGGAUCCAUCGCUGUGUGGCUGACUGAACUGGAACUUCCUAAGACAAAGGAAGAGUUUGAAGAGAAGCUGAUCUUUAAGUCUUUCUUCCUCAAGUCCAUGAACGCCUUUGCACCUAUUUUCUAUGUGGCCUUCUUCAAGGGCAGGUUUGCUGGGCGGCCUGGGGACUAUGUUUACGUCUUUGGAGAUUAUCGCAUGGAGGAGUGUGCCCCGCCAGGCUGCCUCAUCGAGUUGUGCAUCCAGCUUAGCAUGAUCAUGCUGGGAAAGCAGCUCAUCCAAAAUAAUGUAUUUGAGGUUCUCAUACCUAAGCUGAAAAAGAUGUACAGAACGAUACAGGAAGAAAAGGGAAAGAAAAGAGCAGCACAGGAUGAGGAUUCUGUAGCAGAAGAGAAGAGGCCGAAGCAACAAUUUGACAAAGACUUCACCCUUGAACCCUAUGAAGGGGUGACUCCAGAGUACAUGGAAAUGAUAAUCCAGUAUGGGUUUGUGACUCUGUUCGUGGCCUCCUUCCCGCUGGCGCCAGCGUUCGCUCUGCUCAACAACGUCAUUGAAAUCCGCCUGGAUGCUGCAAAGUUUGUCACUGAGCUCAGGCGGCCUGAUGCUGUGAGGUGUAAAGACAUAGGGAUUUGGUACAACAUACUCUGUGGAAUCAGCAAGUUUUCUGUCAUUACCAAUGCGUUUGUCAUCUCCUUCACGUCAGAGUUUGUUCCACGAAUGGUCUACCAGUACAUGUACAGUGAAAAUGGCACCAUGAAGGGCUUCACAGAGCACUCACUGUCCUACUUUAAUGUCACCAACUUCCCACCGGGCAGUGCGCCCACCUCCACCCUCAUCACCGGAGUCUCUAUGUGCAGGUAUAAGGACUACAGAGACCCACCGUGGGACUCUCAUGCCUACACCUUCUCUAAACAGUACUGGUCUGUCCUGGCUGCAAAAUUGGCCUUUGUAAUAUUCUUCCAGAACUUUGCAAUGUUCCUCAGCAUGUUGGUGGCCUGGAUGAUCCCAGACGUGCCGCGAUCUCUGCGGGAACAGCUGAAGAAAGAGAACAUGAUGCUGAUGGAGUUUCUGCUGAAUCAAGACCAAGGAGCACGUGCCAAAUCUCACUCCCCCGAACACUCAAUCUCCUGCUAUCCCGCCAUGGAAAUUGUGGUGGAGGAACCAAUGGGAGAACUACAAGAGCCGCAAGUGGAGGAGGACGAGGAAGAAGAAAGGGUUGAAAACAAUCUGGACGGACUCAGAAGUAACAGUGACAGUGAUCUAGAGGUUGGGAGGUCUUCGGAAGAAGUUGAAGAGAAGGGAAAGGAGGAGCAAGGAGAGGAAGGAGAAGAUAAAGGUGUAGUAGAAGAGGUAGAAGAAAACGAGAGGGAAAAAGAUGAAGGAAAAAAGGAAGAGGAUGAAAAGGGGGACACUGAGCAAGAGGUAGGAGAAGAAACAGUCAAAGGAGAAGAAAACAAAGAGGAAGAAGUAGACGAAAACAAAGGGGACGAAGUGGAAGUAGACGAAAACAAAGGGGACGAAGUAGAAGAAAACAAAGGGGACGAAGUAGAAGAAAACAAAGGGGACGAAGUGGAAGUAGAAGAAAACAAAGGGGACGAAGUAGAAGAAAACAAAGGGGACGAAGUGGAAGUAGAAGAAAACAAAGGGGACGAAAAGGGAGUUACGGAGACGGAGGUUCAUUAUGAGGAAUUUACUGUGGAUCUGGACGCCUUCAUGAGUCAGAUGGGUCUGUUAGAUGAUGAGCCCUUCCCAAGCACAGCCAGUGAGACAGAGCUCCCCCGCUCAGAGUCCAAACAGGAACACCAGAAGGAACAGAUGCCUCCUUCACAUCCAUCGUCUAAAAGAGGCUCAUCCCUGAGCCUGAGUGGCUCCAGGGCAGAACUGACUCCAUCAGAUAUUGACACGAGGCCGUUCUCCUUAAUUGCUCCUCCUCCCAAAGAGCAAGUCUCAAGGGCCAAGUCCAAGACCCUGCCUUCUCGUCAAAGAGAGUCGGAGGCUUGUUACAGCCUGCCGCGGCCCAGCCACUCCACCAGCCUCACCAGGCUCCAGCAGGCGGCCACAAGUAUUCCCCUGGUCCCACUGGGCUCUUCAUUACCAGCCUCAAGCAACCAAUUGUCUCCUCCCCACAGACCUGUGUCACCAUCAUCACCUCCUCAUCCUGCGGAGUCUCUAUCGGCCCAGCAACCCCAAGCCCCCAUUGAACUAUUCGCGCUGAAAGGCCCCCCCCCUCAGCAGCCACGCUCCAGGGGCAAAGCCCGGUGCUCCACUCUGCCUCCCCGACAGAGAGCCCCCGGUCCUGAGGAGAGCUCCAUCAAGCCUAGCCAGUCCACCAGCUUUACAAACCUGGGGGGCCGCAUCCCCCCCUCCCCCAGUGAACUGAAGCACAACUCACCAGUAUGAGAGAGCUGGAAGGGAAAGGGACAGAGGGGGUCAGAGGGAGGGGGAGGACUAUCCAGAUUAGCCCCUCUGUGACUGGAGCCUCACCCCUCCGUCUGUCCUCCCUCUCUACCCACAUAAUACCUGGGGUCUGAAGAGUAACCACUUAGAAACACUGAGCGUGCUUUUAUCCUCUUAAUCUUCAUUGACAUGUUUUCACCACUCAGAGGUUUAGGGCUGACACUGACAAAGGGAGUGCUGGACAAUUCAGAGGAAGCGGCUCUGAAACUCUCCCUCCCGUGCCAGAAAACAUUACCACUGGAACUUUGACUCUUUCUAUUCCUGCUGACUUUUUGGGGGGUUUGUUUUUUUGUUGGUUUAUUUUCACAGCUAAAUAGCCACUGCUCCUCUACCAUUUUCUGUCCCACACAUGCAGCAGUGCUGCCUUGUAGACCAGAGGAAGAUGGAAAUAUAUACAGCACCGCUAGUCUCAACACUUAUGCCUGUAGAUACCGUUUAUUUCUAGAGGUUUUGAUAUAUAUAAAAAAAUGUGAUUUAUAAUAAAUGAAGGUUUUUA
This is a messenger RNA of Notothenia coriiceps (black rockcod), 4857 nucleotides long. RefSeq names its product anoctamin 2a (gene ano2a). Gene Ontology annotation, molecular function: intracellularly calcium-gated chloride channel activity; protein dimerization activity. The transcript has 28 exons. Lineage: Eukaryota; Metazoa; Chordata; Actinopteri; Perciformes; Nototheniidae. The coding region runs from base 165 to 4304 and encodes 1379 amino acids. Gene Ontology annotation, cellular component: plasma membrane. Gene Ontology annotation, biological process: chloride transmembrane transport. The record is from RefSeq and is a predicted model, not a curated record.